This is a messenger RNA of Paramuricea clavata, 756 nucleotides long. The record is from the annotation of a GenBank genome assembly. Lineage: Eukaryota; Metazoa; Cnidaria; Anthozoa; Malacalcyonacea; Plexauridae.
AUGCCUCCUAAAUCAAAACCAAAAUCUCAAAAUAUAACUACCGAUGAUGGCGGUGACGAGUAUAUAUCCUUAUCGACUGUUAAAGAAUUAAUGUCGGAGCAAGAAAAUGCCUUUAAAGUAAUGAUCGACUCUCUGAUUAAAUCUACUACAUCAAGAGUAGAUGGGUUGGUAAAAGAUUUAGCUGAAUUAAAAUACAGCUUAGAAUACUCGCAGAAAGAUAUAGCCUCACAACAGAAAGAACUUGAUAGAAAUCAAUCCGAGAUUCAAUCAAUGAGCAAUGAAAUAUCAAAUAUCAAGAUGUCCCUUGAUAAGUAUUCUACAAAGACAGUUGAUUUAGAAAACCGAAGUAGAAGAAACAACAUACGAGUAACCGGCAUUCCGGAGAAGCGAAGCGAAACGUGGGAUGACUCGGAGGCAAUGGUUAAAUCUGUCCUUAAAGAGAAGCUAGGGCUAGCAUCUGAGCCUCGCAUCGAAAGAGCGCAUCGCGUCGGUUAUUCUACUAAACGGGAUGGAUCGCCUAGAAAUGCUCCUAGACCGAUUGUAUGUCGUUUGUAUGAUUGGAAAGAGAAGGAACAUGUUCUCAAACAGGCCAGAAUACAUAAGCCGUCUGGUAUUUAUGUAAAUGAUGAUGUUGCCGAAGCCACAAUGGUCAAACGACGUGAACAAAUACAUAAGUUGAAACAAGCAAAGCAGGAAGGGAAGAUUGCUUAUUUUGUCUUGGAUAAACUCAUAAUUAAAGACAAACGAUCUGGAUAA